GCCCAAUCAGAUUGCUCGUUUCAUUGUGGCUCCGAUUUGAUUAUGUCGGUGCGCAGAACUAGAACAAUACAGGAGGGAAUGGAGCAGAGAGAGGCAGCAUGAGAAUUACUUACAAGCGCUUCUGUUACGUUGCAAUAUUCCUGUAUUGUGUGUUCUCUUGCUAUGCUUUAUACAGUGUUUUCUUUAGGGCCCCGAAGGUGACACACGUUCACAAGGUGGUUAAAUCCUCUCAGCUGCAUCGGUUGCUCAGUCCAAGGGGCAACCAGGGAGGAGGCAGUAGAGUGUCUGCUAAUAAAAUUGAAGAUGAAUGGAACCCCUGGGAAGAGGAUGAAAAGAGUGCACAGGAUUUACAUGUGAAGAUCAUUGAAAAAUACCAGAAAAGUUUACAAAAAAAUCAGCCAUCUCCACCUACAAAGACAGAGCUGUCAGUACAGAUUUGGGGCAAGGCUGCCAUAGGGCUGUACCUUUGGCAGCAUAUUUUGGGAGGACCUCUUGAGCCUGUUGAUGUUACUGCUCCAUGGAGAGAAGGGAAGAUAAGGGAAGGAAGUAUUGACUUAAGUUUUAUUACUGGCCCUGCAGUUGUUCCUGGCUACUUCUCUGUUGAAUCAGAGAAUGUGGUUCUUGUACUUAAUGGACGAGAAGAAGCAAAGAUUUCCUUUGCUGUCCAGUGGCUUUAUUACACAAAGACCCUGAUAGAAAGCCACAAGCUUAAGCACUUAGCUGUUGUGCUGUUGGGAAAUGAACAGUGCAAUAAUGACUGGAUACGUCCCUACCUAAAAAAAAAUGGAGGGACUGUGGAUCUUCUUUUUGUUGUCUAUGACAGUACUUGGAUCAAUGAGGACGAUGUGUACCAGUGGCCUCUGGGAGUUGCUACAUACAGAAACUUUCCAGUUGUGGAACCAAAUUGGUUAUUGGUUCAGGAUUUGCGGCCAUACUCAUGUAACUUUUUAGGAACUGUUUAUCAGAAUUCAUCCAGAGAGAUACUUAUGGAUGUUGUUAAAAAAGAUAAUCUUGGUCAACUUUGCUGGAUCUUACCCAGAGAACAGUGGCAACCACAGGAAACAAAUGAGAGUUCUAAGUUUUAUCAUGAUGCAUUACUUCAAAGUGACCUGACUUUAAGCCCAGUUGGCAUCAAUACAGAAUGCUACAGAAUUUAUGAGGCCUGUUCUUAUGGGUCUGUUCCUGUUGUGGAGGAUGUAAUGACACCAGGAAAUUGUGGGAACUCCUCUAUGAGCAGCAAUGCCCCUUUAAGUCUACUAAAAUCUAUGGGGGCACCAUUUAUUUUUAUUAAAUCAUGGACAGAACUUCCUGCUAUUUUAGAACAAGAGAAAAAUAUGACCUACCAGGAAAAGGUUCAGCGUAGAGCAACAAUUAUAAAAUGGUAUCAGAAGUUCAGAAUACAGCUAAAGGAAAAAUUUCUGCGAGCACUUAAAGAGAGAUUUCUACACAGAGAUCAAAAUGUACAGUAAAAUGUGUUACAGGUAUGGGACCAGUUAUCCAGAAUGCUCGGGGCCUGGGGUAUUCUGGAUAAGGGGUCUUUCCGUAAUUCGAAUCUCCUACCUUAAAUCUACUAAAAAAUAUAUUUAAACAGUAAUUAAACCCAAUAGGAUUGAUUUGGUUCCAAUAAGGAUUCAUUAUAUCUUAGUUGGGAUCAAAUACAAGGUACUGUUUUAUUAUUACAGGAAAAAAAGGAAAACAUUUUUAAAAAUGUGAAUUAUUUCAUUAAAAUUGAGUCUAUGGGAGAUGGCCUUUCCGUAAUUCGGAACUUUCUGGAUAAUUAAUUUCUGGAUAAGGGGUCCGAUACCUGUAAUAGAAUUAUCCUUGACCAGACUCUUAAAUGUGGGCUACAGCUCAACAGUUACACCAGUGCAACAGAAAUGCAUUUUGAAUGAUAAUCACUUCUUCCAUGUGUGCACCCACAGGUGAAUGCCAUUACCAUAAGAAUGGAAGGAUACUAGAAACGUAUUUAUAGGUGGACUGCCCACUUUACAAUAUCACCCAUGCAGUUCAUUCACAUUUCAAAAAUAUAAACUUGAAUUUAUAAAUGAA
Xenopus tropicalis (tropical clawed frog) is the source of this 2049-nucleotide messenger RNA. Lineage: Eukaryota; Metazoa; Chordata; Amphibia; Anura; Pipidae. The record is from RefSeq and is a predicted model, not a curated record.